Lodderomyces oxycetoniae is the source of this 2814-nucleotide messenger RNA. RefSeq names its product Rgt1p (gene RGT1). Gene Ontology annotation, biological process: regulation of DNA-templated transcription. The transcript has a single exon. The record is from RefSeq and is a predicted model, not a curated record. The coding region runs from base 1 to 2814 and encodes 937 amino acids. NCBI's taxonomy places the organism in Eukaryota, Fungi, Ascomycota, Pichiomycetes, Serinales, Debaryomycetaceae. Gene Ontology annotation, molecular function: DNA-binding transcription factor activity, RNA polymerase II-specific; zinc ion binding.
AUGAUGGCAUCAAAUACCAGUUCUCAGCUGAUACCAUCUAUCAAUGAUAUUCUUUUAGAUACUGGUCAACCAAAACAGUUGGCGCUUUCAGAUUUGUAUCAGCAGCAGCAACAACAACAACAACAGCAACAACAACAACAACAACAACAGCAGCAGCAACAACAACAACAUAUGCAUCCGAUGCCACAAAGUCAUCCCCACUUUCAACAAAAUAUUGGUCUGCUUGCCAAAACUAAUGGAGGUGCGAUUUCUUCAGAAACAACAUCUUUUUACUCCAAAUCCUCGAAUCCGCCGAGAAAACGCUCAAAAAUAAGCCGUGCCUGCGAUGCUUGUAGGAAGAAGAAAGUGAAAUGCAAUGCAGAGUUUUCAACAACCUUGAACAAAGUGACACAAAUAUGUACAAAUUGUGAAAAAAACAUUGAAGAAUGCACAUUUUCAAGAACUCCCUUGAAAAGGGGUCCAUCAAAGGGAUAUAUCAGGGAUCUAGAAAAUCGAGUCGAGUUGGUGAAUGAUUCAAGAAAAGCGCCUUUAGCUUCUGCACCACCAACAGCAGCUUCUGCACCACCACCAACAACAAGUAGUGCUGCCACAACUUCUACAAACACUAAUAGCACCAAUAACAAUUUCCCACAAAGUAUCGACAAUGUACUAAAUUCCAACAGUUACACUGCAUCCCAAGUUGCAAGUAAAGAUCAAUCCUCCUCGUUUGCACCUCACAAUCAACGAAGUCGGCAAGAAAUAUCCCAGACAAAAGAUGAAAUGCUGGCUACCAGCAGUACAACCACCACCACUGCCAGCUUACCAUUUUCACAAUCCGCUCUGGCGAGACCACACUCGCAAUCACUUUCUUCAGUGGGUGGUUCAAUAAAACUUCCACCGCUAAUUAAUUUCUCAACAAAACCUAUAACUCCAGCUAUACAGAAAAUCAAUUCAGUUAAUUCAGUAGAUUCCAAUCCAUCGAGCCCGAGUUCAUCACUGCAACAACAUUUACAGUGUGGAACUACUACGCAGCUAAUGCAUGGCUCAAGUGUCAACACCAAUAGCCCUCCAAUACAGGGUCCGUUUUGGAAAGUGCCGUAUGAAAUGCCAAUUUCUUCCGGGUCUCAUCGUUCCUCGGUAACCAGUUUUACAAGCACUGGUCCAGUUCACGGUCGAAGACGAUCCUCUAUAGAUUCAGUUUCUUCAACUUCAACAACAAAUGCUACUAGAACUCCCCAAAUGAAGGCUUCAAGCUCAAGCGCCCUUUUGAGUGAUUCUGAAUCAGAAGAUUUUUACUCGAUAAGGUCAUCCUCAAAUGCACGGCCACUUGUUGCAAGAAACAACAGCCAAUCACUUUCACCAAGGAAUUCAAUAACCUCGCUAUCUAGCUUGAAUGGGCGUAUAAACAAAUCUCUCUUUGUCGGGCCACCACAAUCUCCAACUUCAUUUUCGAUGGCCGAGUCACCUAGUAAUAUUGGUGGCGGUAAUGGUGGUAAUGGUGGCAAUUUUGGUAAUGGUGGUAAUGGUAAUGGUAAUGGUAAUGGUGGCAACAAUAAUGACGCAGUAAGAUUUAAUCCUCACCAAUUUUUAACUACUCCUCAAAUUGCACAAAUAAACCCACACCAGAGUCUGAAGUCGCCUAUGGAUUUGCUUAAGCUAGAUUUGGAAAUUUAUGAACGAAAUAUUGCCAAAUCUCUCCCGAUCAUUCCUGUCACGAGUGAGCAGCUUAUUGCAAUGAUACAGUCUGGAGCUGGUGAGGCUCCAAGUGAAAAUAUAGUAGAGUGUUUCCAUAUGGCAUUAAACGACUUGGUAAAUUUCAAGGCUUUUGAUGAGUACACAUCCAUUUCGAUCUUUUUCCGGUUGCAACUGAUUGCUUCACAAACCAAGAUUGUUAAGUUUUCCAGAUUCAUUUAUGUAACGACGCUUGUUUUGGUAAAUUGCAGCUUGUUAUUGAAAGGUGGUCACUAUUCCCCAGGCAUGGCCAUGGCCCUAUCUUUUUUAACUGAUUUGAACGCAAUUGAGGUGUUUGUGCAUCAGCAAAAGACAGCAAAGGAAAUAGUAGAUCCCUUGUGCGCUGGUUUCGCAAAAUUAUACAUCAUUUUGGAUAUGAUUGAUAGCAUUUCAUGUCUCACAGAGGGUACGGCGAAAAUUGUACCAAGUCCAGAAAACAAGAGCAUUUAUGCUCAACUUGCAAAUACUCCAUUUAAUUGUCCAAUUUUUUUAAACUGUGCCCAACUACUGGAUCUUUUAAAGUUUCGAGAAUAUUUGAUUGUCAAUGGAACUGCUGUUGAUUCGUUUGAGCCUCGGCUUCUUUCACCAAAUGAAGAUGCCUUUUUUUCUUAUUUCAACCUGGUACUUUAUCACAAAUACCAGCUAUAUCAAUUACUUUUAAUAGAGAAGGAGGAUGUUAUGCUGAAUGUCUCUAGGCUAAUGAAGGCGAUGGAAAAUCUAGCUUUUACAGUAAUGAACUAUGCCAACUAUUUGAGUACUUCCACAGUAUCCAACAAAAACGUUAUACAUCCUUGUUUAAAUGCAUCAAUCACGCAGCUUUUUUUUGCAAUCAAGUUGGUAAAACGUAUUGUGGAUAAUUUACCAGCCGAUGAAAAUACUUCAAAGAUCAACCAUAAUUUGUCAAUAUCAUUUAACUUACUCAUUUUAAACUUGAACAAUCUACAAAUUAAUGAACAAAAGAUUGGACAAAUAAGAGAACAAAUUAGUGUUGAUAAGCUUGAUUUUUUAGUCAGCGGAUCAAAAACAAAGGAUAGUCAAUGGCUUCAUGAGAUAUCAACUACAAUCAAACUAGAUUUAAUGAAUGGCUAUUCUUUUUAUAUAUAA